This is a messenger RNA of Cladocopium goreaui, 885 nucleotides long. The record is from the annotation of a GenBank genome assembly. Lineage: Eukaryota; Dinophyceae; Suessiales; Symbiodiniaceae.
AUGAUUACAUCAGAUUUUUUGAGAGCGACGCUCUUGGCAUUUCUUGCUGGACAGUGCAGUAGCAUAUCGCUGCAGACAUCGAAUCGUUUGACUCGCCACAUUGGGCCUACGUCUAUUCCAUGUGUCAUCCACCAGACCUGGAAGACGCACAAGCUUUCACUUGAUCAGGGCGAUAAUGUGCAGACCUGGAAGUCGAAGAAUCCAGAAUGCGAGCAUAAACUUUGGGAUGAUGCAGAAGUCGAACGACUAGUUCAAAAGAAAUCUCCAGAUGUUAUAUGGCCAAUCUGGGAUGGGCUUCGCCCAGUUGAGCGCGCAGAUGUCUUUCGCUACUUGGUGCUGUGGGACCAAGGCGGCUACUAUGCGGACUUAGAUGUCAAAUGUGACACACCAAUCGAACAGUUUCCAGUACCCAAAAAUGUUAGUAUGAUUCUUGCCUAUGAAUCUGGAAGUCGCCUGACGGAACCAGACCGUCAAAAGAAUAAGUUUCCCCGGGUGGAACAGUUUCAGAAUUGGUUCAUGGCAUCUUCCCAGGGCAACCCCAUCCUUCAUCGUGCUUUGGACAUCAUACGCGAGAAAUUCAUUUGGAAAGUUCAGAAGACUGUGGACUUGACUGGCCCGGGAACUCUCAGUGAUGCCGUCCACGAGUUUUUGGCAACCACCUCCAUUGAGCAGGGCAUCCCUGAAGAGAUAUCUCGCAGGACCAGCUAUUUGAAAAGUUUCACCUUUCCGAGUGAAAACCUGUACGAGUCUGGGAAUCAGACAGUUUGGCUCAUGGCCGCAGGACGUGUGGGAGCCCAGUUGCGCGUUGGCGAUGAUCCCGUAGCGCACCUUUUGCAACACAGUUAUGCUGCAACUUGGAAACCACCUGGCGGCGUGCAGCCUUGA